Rotaria sordida is the source of this 1599-nucleotide messenger RNA. Lineage: Eukaryota; Metazoa; Rotifera; Eurotatoria; Philodinida; Philodinidae. The record is from the annotation of a GenBank genome assembly.
AUGGUUAAUUUACCUAUUCGAUCUUACCGUGAACAAGGUUCACAAUGUAAUGAUGAUGAUCCAUAUGUAGAAAUUGAAGAUUCACAAAUUAGUAUAACACGUCUUUGUGGUAACAGUCAUACACGUAAAUUAUUUGAAACAUGUUCAAAUACUAUUUUAACUGGUUAUAAGAAUUUUAAUCUAAAAACAAAUAAUAUUCAAUAUAAAGGUUUUCAAUUUUAUUUUGAAUCAAUUGAAAAAAUAGAAUGUUCUGAUAUUACUACAAUUAUAUCUCAAAAAUCACAAGAACCAUUUAUUAGCAAAGAAGAAACUCUUUGUGCAUUAUCAAUUGAUCCUGAACGUAAUAGUUUUUCAUGUACACCUGAUCAUGGUCUUGUCUUUUUACAAUCAUAUGAAUUUAUUACAAAUAAUCUAGAAUCAUGUGAUAUUACACAACAUACAUGCCACUAUUUAAGUGACGAACCGCAAGCACUCUGUUCUGGUCAACAAUCAUGUGCAUAUAUACAUUCAAUAUCAAUUGAUCCACAAUUAAAUAUUUGUCAUGGUAAUAAAGGUGAUUCAAUUCAAUUUUUUUUUAUCAAUGGUAAACAACUUUCGAUAUAUCUUUAUAUUAUCGAUUUAUCAAUACGUGACAUAUCAACAAUAGAUUCAACAUCUACAAUUGAAUGUUAUGAUUCAAUUAUUUAUCGUGAUGGAAAAAUAACAAAAUCAUUAUGUAGAAAUAUUGAUCAACCUAUAUUCGAAUAUCAAACAGAUAAAGAUGCACCUGAAUCAAUAUUGAAUAUAAUGGAAUUAUUACCUUCGAAUAUAUUAACAACAACAACAAAACCUGUUGGAAAUACUACAAUUAAACAUUCUAAUCAUAAAUCUAUGAUUGCCAGUAUUCUUAGUGGUGUUAUAGUUGUAUUAUUAUAUAUAAUUGGUUUUAUAUUUUAUCGUCAUCGUUUAUGUUGGAAAGGCAUGGAAGGAUCAAAAAUAGAAUAUAGACGAGAUAUAGAUACAAUUAAUAGUAAUAUGAGUAAUGGGCGUAAUGAAAAUCAUAAUAGUAUUUCAUCUGGUGUAUUAACAGAUUCAGCACCAUCAACAUUUACUACUAAAACUUAUCAUGAACAAAUUCAGAUAAAAGAUGGUUCAUUAGGAAAUAGUUAUGAAAAAAUAUUUAAUCGAUUCUUAGAUGAAACUGUUACACAAAUUACUAUUCAAGAUCCAUAUAUACGAGCUUUUCAUCAAAUUAGCAAUUUUUUACGUUUUUGUGAAGUUAUUAUUAAAUCACCAGCAAAGAUUAAACGGAUUGAUUUAAUUACGGGUUUUGAAACGAAUGAACAAGCAAAACAAACACAAAUUGAACAAUUAAAUCAAUUUAAAGAACAUCUGGCAACAAAAUAUUCAAUUGAACUUACAAUACAAUAUUUAACUGGAUUACAUGAUCGAGAAAUCAAGUUAAAUAAUGGAUGGAUAAUCAAAAUUGGUCGAGGACUUGAUUUUUAUAAACCACCAGAAUCUAAAUUAUCUAUUGGAUAUUAUGAUCUUGAUCUUCGUCCAUGUCAUCAAACGACUAUUGAUAUAUUCCAUGCGGAAAGAGUUCAUCCAUCAUCAUAA